This is a messenger RNA of Nerophis lumbriciformis (worm pipefish), 2313 nucleotides long. NCBI's taxonomy places the organism in Eukaryota, Metazoa, Chordata, Actinopteri, Syngnathiformes, Syngnathidae. The record is from RefSeq and is a predicted model, not a curated record.
AUGGAGCCCAGAGACGCGAGUGCAGGCGCUUUAGUGGGCAACGAUGGAGAUCAAAAAACUGCAAAAAGCCUUCCAACCCCCAAGAAAACAGACAAAGCCGCACCCCAAAGUAAGAUGGAGCAGAUCUUCGGUUUCAAAAAGGAAGACCUGACCUCCUGGUCCAGCCUGGUGGCCCUCCUGAACCGGCCCAUGGACCCUGCAUCCCUGGGCAUAUUCCGCUGCUUGUUUGGUCUGCUCAUGGCUGUGGACAUCACACAAGAGCGCGGCCUUAGUCAUGUGGACUACAAAUACCUGGACGGUGCCCCCGUGUGCCGGUUCCCACUCUUUAACUUCCUAAAGCCACUUCCAAUGGACUGGAUGUACCUGGUUUAUCUGGUGAUGUUCCUCGGUGCGUUGGGUAUCAUGCUGGGCUGCUUGUACCGUCUUUCCUGCCUGAUGUUCAUCUCCACAUACUGGUACAUCUUCUUCCUGGACAAAACGGCAUGGAAUAAUCACUCCUACCUCUAUGGCCUCAUAGGAUUCCAGCUCACACUUAUGGACGGCAACAGAUACUGGUCACUUGAUGGCUUGAGACGACCUUCCAUCAGAAACGCUCACGUGCCGCUUUGGAACUACACCUUGUUGAGGACGCAGAUAUUCAUAGUGUACUUCAUCGCUGGCGUCAAGAAGCUGGAUGCCGAUUGGAUGGGGGGAUAUUCCAUGUCCUACCUGGCGCACCACUGGCUUUUCGAUCCCUUCAAGGUGAUUCUUCCUGUGGACUUGGUAAGCUUGCUGGUGGUGCACGGUGGUGGCCUCAUGCUGGAUUUGAGUGCUGGUUACCUGCUGUUUUUCGAUGCCACGCGGCCUUACGCGAUCGUCUUUGUAAGCUACUUCCACUGCAUGAACUCUCAGCUCUUCAGCAUUGGCAUGUUCCCUUAUGCAAUGCUGGCGACCAGUCCACUCUUUUGCCAUGCCGACUGGCCCAGGAGGUUCUUUGGUCACUUCCCUGGCUUUCUCAAGGGCGCUCUUCCGCUUACGUCGGAAGAACCUCAGCCUAGUUCUUCUUGUGCUUACCCUGAUCCACCCAGCAGCAGACGGCAGCGGUCAUCUUCCACCUCCAGCCCUCCUAAAUUCCGAUUUAAACACAAACUGGCUGCCGUUUUUACUUUGGUCUACAUCCUGGAGCAGUUCUUUCUGCCUUACUCUCACUUCAUCACUCAGGGUUACAACAACUGGACUAAUGGCUUGUAUGGAUACUCUUGGGACAUGAUGGUUCAUUCCCGCAGCCACCAGCACGUGAAGAUCACGUACAAGGAUGGAAAAACGGGAGAAGUGGGAUACCUCAACCCGGGGGUGUUCACGCAAAGCCGGCGCUGGAAGGAUCACGGUGACAUGCUAAAGCAGUAUGCCACAUGCCUCAGUGGCCUCUUGCCUCGCUACAACAUCUCUGAGCCCCAAAUCUACUUCGACAUCUGGGUGUCCAUUAAUGAACGCUUUCAGCAGAGGAUUUUCGACCCACGCGUGGACAUCGUCAAGGCAGACUGGUCGCCAUUCCGACCCAACAUGUGGUUAAUGCCCCUCCUGGUGGACCUCUCACCAUGGAGAACUAAGUUCCAAGAGAUUGAGAACACUUUGGACAACCAGACCGAAAUAGUCUUCAUUGCAGACUUCCCAGGUCUCCACUUAGAGAACUUUGUGAGUGAAGAUCUGGGCAAUACCAGCAUUCACUUGUUGCAGGGUAGACUCAAUGUGGAAGUAGUGGAAGAGAAGAAGAACUACACUCUGGAGGCUGGGGAGAAGAUACAGGUUCCUGCCGGCGCUUACCACAGGGUGUACACGGUGUCUGAGGGGCCAUCUUGCUACAUGUACGUUUACGUCAACACCACAGAGUCGGCGCUGCAGCAGAGUUUCAGCAAGCUGCUGGACCUCCAGGAGAGCAUUCGCAAUGGGACAGCAACAGAGCCUCUUCCACCCGAGCUGCAGCCUCUCAUGUUGAGCGACGACGACACCGUGAUUGAUAGCGACUCUAAUGAUAAUAACAUCACAGACCCAGUCUUGAAGCUCUUCCUUAAGAGGCAGCGUCGCAUCAAAGAGGUGAAGAAACGCAGGGAGGCCGGCGUGCUGGAGCGACUCGAGCGGUUCACCGUCAAGAAGUAUUACUCUAUACGACGAGGAUUCUUGAUGACUGCCAUUGCCAUGCGAAACCUGGCGGUGGGUUUGCCGCCGAUAGAGCAGCUGACGCAGGAAGUGGCGUUUGCUAACAUGAAAGAACCCGAGGGUGAAAGUAACCAGCACGACUCGUCGAAGGAUGAAGUUGGUCAUGGAGAACUCUGA